Molecule: messenger RNA, 490 nt
Organism: Eurypyga helias (sunbittern)
Lineage: Eukaryota; Metazoa; Chordata; Aves; Eurypygiformes; Eurypygidae
Product: WW domain binding protein 1-like
Exons: 4
Source: RefSeq, a predicted model, not a curated record
AUGCCUUUCCUCCUGGGUCUCAGACAGGACAAGGAAACCUGCAUGGGUGUCAACAAUCAAAGUUACAUAUGUGAAACGGGCCACUGUUGUGGACAAUCCCAGUGUUGCAACUACUACUAUGAACUCUGGUGGUUCUGGCUGGUGUGGACCAUCAUCAUCAUCCUCAGCUGCUGUUGUGUGUGCCAUCACCGACGCACCAAGCAUCGUCUCCAGGCCCAGCAGCGGCAACACGAGAUCAACCUGAUCGCUUACCGGGAAGCCCAUAACUACUCAGCCCUGCCAUUUUAUUUCCGUUUUUUGCCAAAUUAUUUACUACCUCCCUACGAGGAAGUGGUGAACCGACCGCCGACCCCCCCGCCGCCCUACAGUGCCUUACACCAGCAGUGCGUCCCAGCAGGCAGCAGUAGCACAGCCCCGGACACGCCGCGAAACCUGCAGCCGGCGCAGAGCGGCUCAGCAGCGCCCAGCGGCAAUAACAGCAGCGCUGACA